Messenger RNA from Darwinula stevensoni, 267 nucleotides. The record is from the annotation of a GenBank genome assembly. Lineage: Eukaryota; Metazoa; Arthropoda; Ostracoda; Podocopida; Darwinulidae.
AUGGCCUAUUGCCCAGAUGUGAUGGAUGAUGACAGCCUUCAGCGUACCAUGGUGGCUCUUGACUUGCCAGAAAGGGUUACUGAAGAGUUGCUGUAUGAACUCUUUCUACAGGCUGGACCAUUGAAAGCAGUGACAAUACCUCAGGACAGGUAUGGACGGCCAAAAAGCUAUGCCUUUGUGGAAUUCAAGCAUCCAGAGUCUGUGAAUUAUGCCAUUAGCAUCAUGAAUGGCAUUCACCUACCUGGUGGUGCAAAUUUUGAUUUGUAA